Messenger RNA from Penicillium manginii, 510 nucleotides. Its product is annotated as N-acetylglutamate synthase fungal. NCBI's taxonomy places the organism in Eukaryota, Fungi, Ascomycota, Eurotiomycetes, Eurotiales, Aspergillaceae. The transcript is spliced from 3 exons. The record is from RefSeq and is a predicted model, not a curated record. The coding region runs from base 1 to 510 and encodes 169 amino acids.
AUGAGCUCUCGGGUCCUUAACUUGUCUCGCACUGCCCAGGCCGCGCGAGCUAACCAACAUGUCGCUCGUUCCAAUGACUCCGCAGCGGUGCGCCCAGUGCAGUCGCUUCCAAGAGCGCACCAGAUUGCGGAAUUCUCCAACACCAGUCCAGCCAACGAUCGGCUAGGACAGCGGGCUAAAGAGAAGCUCCUAGAUCGGGAUUUCUUCCUCAGCUUGCUGAGCUCUGCUUCCACCAAGCGUGAAGCUAAGUCAUACUUGUCUCGCUUCAAGAACAACCCUCCCAAGACAGCCGCCCAACCCGCGAAUGAACAGGAAGUCCCUACGGAGAACCUAUCGGAGUCCUUGCCCUCCGGUGUCAACCUGGGCUCAUUUUACGGUGCUACGAGAGCCGUCUACGAUAGCCCGGUUUUUCGACAAAAUACUACACCUGCACCACAGGGCCAAGAGCCCGCGGAGCGGCUUCAUUUAGCCUUGGUCAAGAUCACCAACCCCCCAGUCUCUCGACGAUGA